GUGUCUUGAAUCUUUAUGACUGUUAUCUGUUUUGAUUCUUAUAAUUGAGUUGCUCAUGGUUUUUUUGGAUCUUGGUCUGUUUUUUUUUUCUAUGUGGCUGCAGUGAGAAGAUAACAAAAAUGGUCCUUUGUGUUUGAGGGUAGGUUCAAAAUAGUGCUUUAAGUAUGAACUUAACAGUUUUGGUCCUUUAAGUUUGCCAAAAGUUAACACUUUUAUCUCCAUCUAAUAUUUGUCGAGCUCUAUCUAUAUUUGUCGGUUUGAGCCGAGGGUCUUUCGGAAACAGCCUCCUUACCUUCCAAGGUGAGGAUAAGGUCUGCGUACACUUUACCCUCACCAGACCUCACAUUGUGGGAUCUAACUGGGUAUGUUGUUGUUGUUGUUGUUUAUCUAUAUUUGUCGGAAACAGUGGAGAAAAAGGUUUAAAUAUAGGCGCCAAGAAAGUCCCAUCAAAUUGUAAAAUGUGCAACACAAAAAACUACGCUUAGACACUACAAAAGAGUAGAUAUUACACCUCAUCAGACCCUCGAAAUAAAUUAAAAAUAGUAGAAACUAUAAAAAAAUUACCUCUAAAUAUGAAUUCCAGCUAAUUUCCUUUUUUCUUUAUAGCUCCCGUCAAAUCUAGACAGAAUUCUUUAAUAAUUGACGGUGGCUAAAAAUAUUAACUUUUAACAAAUGUAUACUUAAGAGACUAUUUGAACCUGCCUCAAAUAUAAUAUUAUCAUUUUUGUUAUUUUCUCCAGUCUGCAUUAUCUACUAGUAUUUAAUUAGGUGCAAGAUUAGUAGUCAAACUAGCCAUAUGGAUUGAAACAGAUGGAGCAUUAAUUUCCAAAAACUACCUAUAGGAUGUAUAAGUAAACACUAGAGAGGAAAACAACUGAGACAAAAAAUGGCUUCAAAUUUCAUUGAGCCAACAGCUUCCAAAAUUGUUGACAAGUUAAACUUGAAGCCAAAUCCAGAAGGUGGUUUGUAUACUGAAACAUUUAGAGAUAACUCAGUUAUCCUCUCCAAAUCUCAUCUUCCAUCUACAUAUAAGGUUGAUCGACCUGUCAGUACAUGCAUUUACUUCUUGCUACCUUCUGGAACUGCGUCUCAUCUUCACAGGAUACCAUGCGCAGAAACAUGGCAUUUUUAUAUGGGAGAGCCAAUCACGGUGAUGGAACUAAAUGAGACUGAUGGAAAGGUGAAGUUAACUUGCAUUGGACCCAAUCCCCUUGUUGAUGAUCAACUGGUUCAGUACACAGUACCUCCAAAUGUAUGGUUUGGCGCAUUUCCCACGAAGGACUACAACAUUUCUGCUGAUUUGCAAGCAACAAAAUCGCCUGCAAGGGAUGGUGAGAAGCAUUUCUCUCUUGUUGGAUGCACCUGUGCUCCAGCAUUCCAGUUUGAAGACUUUGAACUGGCCAAACGUUCUGAUCUUGUUUCGCGUUUUCCUGCUCAUGAAUCCCUUGUCUCGUUGCUCACCUUCCCUGAGUGAACAUGCUUAUCGUGUCUUUGUUCUUUCACCACUUCCUUUGUGAGAUCUGUAAUGGUUCACGGAACCUAGUAGCUUUUGCACGGACCUUAUAUAUAUAUAUAUAUAGCGAGAAAUCUACUAAACAUCUACAAAUAAAUGACGGGAGAUACUUGCUUGUUUCCUGUUUCGUCUUAGUACUGGUGUGUAAUAUGUUCAGAGUGGCAAUAAAAGGCAAUCAGUUAAGUUA
This is a messenger RNA of Lycium barbarum (goji berry), 1700 nucleotides long. RefSeq lists its product as uncharacterized. NCBI's taxonomy places the organism in Eukaryota, Viridiplantae, Streptophyta, Magnoliopsida, Solanales, Solanaceae. Bases 887 to 1474 code for a protein of 195 amino acids. The transcript is spliced from 3 exons. Gene Ontology annotation, cellular component: intracellular anatomical structure. The record is from RefSeq and is a predicted model, not a curated record.